Molecule: messenger RNA, 1107 nt
Organism: Psammomys obesus (fat sand rat)
Lineage: Eukaryota; Metazoa; Chordata; Mammalia; Rodentia; Muridae
Gene: F2rl2
Product: coagulation factor II thrombin receptor like 2
Exons: 2
Coding region: 1-1107 (368 amino acids)
Biological process (GO): positive regulation of Rho protein signal transduction; blood coagulation; phospholipase C-activating G protein-coupled receptor signaling pathway
Cellular component (GO): membrane
Molecular function (GO): thrombin-activated receptor activity
Source: RefSeq, a predicted model, not a curated record
AUGAAAGUACUUAUCUUGGUUGCUGCUAGGCUGCUGCUUCUGCCGGCCACUGUUUGCCAAAGUGGUGUGAAAAAUGUUUCAGACAACUCAACAAAGCUGACCUUGACUAUUAAGAGUUUCCAUGAUGCUCCCUUAAAUACUUUCGAAGACUUCCCACUUUCUGACAUAGAGGGCUGGACAGGAGCCACCUCAACUGUGAAAAUAAAGUGCCCUGAAGAAAAUGAGUCAACUCUUCAUGUGAACAAUGCCAGCAUGGGUUACCUGAGGAAUUCCUUAAGCACCAAACUGAUACCUGCCAUCUACAUCCUGGUGUUUGUGGUUGGUGUGCCAGCAAACAUUGGGACCCUGUGGAAGCUCUCCUCAAACACCAAGUCCAUCUGGCUGGUCAUCUUUCACACCAACCUGGCCAUCGCGGAUCUCCUUUUUUGUUUUACGCUGCCAUUUAAGAUCGUCUACCAUCUCAAUGGGAACAACUGGGUGUUUGGAGAGGUCAUGUGCCGCAUCACCACAGUCAUUUUCUAUGGCAACAUGUACGGUUCCAUUCUGAUCCUCAUGUGCAUGAGCAUCAACCGCCACCUGGUCUUGGUCCAUCCUUUCACAUAUCAUAAGCUGCCCAAACGCAAAUUCACUUUGCUCAUGUGUGGCCUGGUGUGGGUCGUGGUUUUCUUGUACAUGCUGCCGUUUGCCAUCCUGCAGCAGGGGUAUCGCCUCGUCCAGCCAGAGAUCACCACCUGCCACGAUGUCCACAGUACAUGCGAGUCCCCGUCUCCCUUCCAGUUCUGCUACUUCAUCUCCUUAGCACUCUUUGCAUUCCUCAUCCCAUUUGUGGUUACUGUCUACUGUUACGCAACUCUCAUCCACAGACUUAAUGCACAGGAUCGGAUACGGCUGACGUAUAUCAAGGCUGCUCUCCUCAUUCUGGUGAUUUUCACAAUUUGCUUUGCUCCCACCAACCUCACGCUCAUAAUUCACCAUGCCAACUACAACUCCACUGACAGCUUGUACUUUAUGUAUCUCAUAGCUUUGUGCCUGGGCAGCCUGAAUAGUUGCCUAGAUCCAUUUCUUUAUUUUGUCAUGUCAAAAAUUGUAGAUCAGCUUCCUUCCUAG